AUGUCACCUCCUACGGAUGCAACCGCAAGACCAUUUUGCUUUGAAGCGGUUGGGCUCCUACAUCCGCAUUUCAAAGAUUUUUGUUCAGAGAACUGGAAGAAAGAAGCAGAACUCACUUACUCUUUGAAGGAAAUGGCAGAUAAACUGAGUGUUUGGCAGAGGGAUGUCUUUGGUUCCACAAGCCGCAAAAAGAGGAGGCUGCUGGCAAGGCUCGCGGGAGUAACCGAGUGUCUGGCUAAUUCAUUUAGCCCGGGUCUUUUGAAACUUCAAAUCCGAUUGGAGAAGGAAUUAGACUUAAUCAUAGCUCAAGAAGAAGUCUACUGGUUUCAACGAUCUAGUGAGAAAUGGGUGAAGAUGGGAGAGCAGAACACUUCUUACUUUCAUCAACAGGCAACUAGAAGAAGAAGGCGCAAUAAGAUUAUGGCUCUGCGCAAUGCCAAUGGGGAUUGGAUUGAGAAUCAGGAGAACCUUAAAGACUUAGUGGUUCAGUUUUACCGUUUGCUUUACACUCAGGAAGAGGGGAUCUAUGAGGACAGAAUGCCCAAAAACAGGUUUCCUCGACUGUUGCAGGAUGAUCUCUUGAGUUUGCUUCGUCCCUUUCAUAUUUCAGACUUCCAUAAGGCUAUUCUUGAGAUGAAGCCUCUUGCAGCUCCUGGUCCAGAUGGGUUUCAAGCUUUGUUCUAUCAGAAGUUUUGGGCCUUGGUGGGAAGGAACCUCUCUGAGAUGGCUAUUCAUUUUUUUGAAACAGGGAACAUAGCGGAGGAAACUGUGGAGUCUACGGUGGUUCUCAUCCCCAAAGUUGACCACCCUGAGACUCCGGCUCAAUUCCGCCCGAUAAGUUUGAACAACGUUGCCUUAAAAGCAAUCACCAAGGCAAUAGGUAAUAGACUUAAACCGCUGAUGCCUAAACUGGUUGCUCCAAAUCAGAGUGGCUUCAUAAAGGGUAGGCAAACGAAUGACAAUAUCGUUCUGCUUCAAGAAACUUUACACUCCUUAAGGAACAAGAAGGGUAAGAAAGGAGGUCUGGUCAUUAAGAUAGAUCUUGAGAAAGCGUAUGAUCGUCUGCAUUGGAGUUUCCUGAGAGACACUCUAGGUGAGAUUGGCCUCCCAAGCACUUGGAUCAUCAGGAUUAUGACCUGUGUGGAGCAAAAUCAGAUGCGCAUCAACUGGAAUGGAGAGCUUACCUCAGUGAUCAGGCCAUCAAGAGGAGUCAGACAGGGAGAUCCUUUGUCCCCUUUCCUUUUCGUUCUUUGUAUGGAAAGACUUGCACAUCGUAUUGAUCAAGCAGUAGAUGAGAAACUUUGGAAACCAAUCACUCUGACGAAAGAUGGGCCAAAGCUAUCUCAUCUAUUUUUUGCUGAUGACUUGAUUUUGUUUGCAGAAGCAGAAGGAGGGCAAAUUGAUGUCAUCCGAUCUUGCCUGGAGGAGUUCUGCGCGAGCUCGGGUCAGAGAGUAAACUUCAACAAGUCUGCCAUGUAUGUUUCCCCAAAUAUCCGGAGGGACAAAGCGCAGAGACUUGGAGAGAGGGCUGGAAUCACUCUAACCAACGACCUAGGGCGAUAUCUGGGCCUUAAAACCAUCAAUGGAAGAAUCACCAAAGGGAGAUACCAAGAGCUGAUUUUGAGGAUCCAACAAAAACUGGCUACCUGGAAAACCAACCAUCUGUCCGUGGCGGGCAGAAUUACCCUGGUGAAAUCGAUCACUUCUUCUAUGGCAAUUUAUCCCAUGUUUACAGAACGAUUACCUACUGCAAUAUGUAAUUCUCUUGACAGGAUCAAUCGGCAGUUUGUUUGGGGAGAGGAGGAUGGUAAAUCUAAAUUUCAUCCAGUAGCAUGGGAGCAAAUGACAAAACCGCGACAACAAGGAGGAGUUGGGAUAAGACCGACCAAAUUAGCCAAUCAAGCGAUGUUAGCUAAAGGGGCUUGGAAGCUGGCUACUGGGAACCAAGCCCUUUGGGCUAGAGUAAUGAGAAGUAAAUACGGGAGAAAUCGACAAGGACUUUCUAUACUUCAAAAAAGAAAGGGAAGUUCUUUCGCUUGGAAUAGUUUUUCACACACUGUCAACUUGUUGCGCAAAGGGGCAGCUUAUAAUGUUACUACAAGUCAGAAAACUAAGUUUUGGACUGAUGUGUGGGCUAUGGAGGAACCGCUUUUGGAGGUAACUACAAGCGAGGUGCCGCUGGAUAAGAGGGAUAACAGGGUAGCUGAUUAUUGGGAGGGUCCGGGAGGCUAG
Molecule: messenger RNA, 2232 nt
Organism: Linum trigynum
Lineage: Eukaryota; Viridiplantae; Streptophyta; Magnoliopsida; Malpighiales; Linaceae
Source: the annotation of a GenBank genome assembly